Molecule: messenger RNA, 1846 nt
Organism: Asparagus officinalis (garden asparagus)
Lineage: Eukaryota; Viridiplantae; Streptophyta; Magnoliopsida; Asparagales; Asparagaceae
Exons: 7
Coding region: 1-1845 (614 amino acids)
Source: RefSeq, a predicted model, not a curated record
AUGACGGUAGAAGUUCUUAGUUGCGACGAAGAGGAUGAAGAGGAUAUGGUGCCUCUCAUUCGUCGGCAAAUAUCUCGAACUUCUACUCAAGCUCAAACUCAAGUUUCUCCCCGAGCUGAGUUACGCACCAAACAUCGUCAUGAAGGUUCUGGUGCACGCCCUCUGAAGAAACAGAAGAAAGCUGUUUCUAAACCGCGCGUUCAUCUUCCUGCUGUAGAAGAGACAUCCGGUCGUAGUGUUUCUUCUGAUGAACAAGGGAGUCGAGAGGAAGGAGAAUUGCCAGCUGAUGCUGCUUCUCCCGGAGGUAUGGAAAUUGAGGAAACAAGCUUCGUCCAACAAAUGCAUGAUGCUCUGAAGGAAGGAUCGGCUGAUGUUCCACCCCCUCCUGACGUUGAUCCAUCAGCUGCGGCCACAGUCAAAUUAAAAGAAGCAGGUACCAGUAGUGGAGCUCUCGAAUCCGCCCCGACCAAUGAAGAUGUCACAAUGCACGAAUCUGUUGGAGGAGAGACCACGCAUACAACAGAGGUCGAAGAAUUCAAUGAACAUCACCUCGAUUUCAAUCUCUCUGAAGGCGACCAUGAGUAUAUCUCCGACUUACUAUCGGGGAAAACUCCUGGUGCAGCCACGGAAUCCAGCAUUGGAGUCGGUCCAACAGAAGCAGGUCCUUCUGAAAGACCAGUUGCUGGAACUGAUACUACUAUAAUCAUUGGUACGUCUGAUCGACUGGAGGGUGGUGAACUUGUGCCGUGGACAAGAACCGAAGUUGAUUUUCAAUCAUCAGUUCUUGAACCUCAACCUUCUACUCCUAUGGACCCCAUGAUGAUAGAAGUCACUGUCACUCCCCAGAUUAGUCCAGUUGCAAUAAAAGCGAGACCAACUGAAGAAGUUGGUACGUCGGCCGAUGUUGUGACUAGAAUUGAAUCUCCUCUUAAAGAGUCUCUUAGUUUGGACCCGCCGUCCUCUGAGACUUUAGUUGAAAAAGUCCCUGAUGUAGCGGGUGCAUCAACAGCUACCAUUCCUGAAUCAACCUUGGUUGUUCCGGAAAUCAGGUUACCAUCCUCGGGUGAACUAAGUCAUGCUGAAGGUUCUUCCAUCGAACUUGUUCCUUCAUCAUCAUUAUCAGAUCGCAUCCGAGCUUUGUUAGCAGACGAGGAUCCGGAUAAAGCCGGCAUUUGCUCUGAUCUCGACGGCUUCAUCUCCUUUUUGAAUUCUAUGGUUGAUCGUAUUCUCUCCAAAGGAUCGCGAUUUGAGAGUUUUAAGAAACCUCUUGACCGCUAUAUAUCAGGGAUCCGAGAUGAAGGAUAUAAUGAUUUAGCCGAUUCGAUCAACGCCUACAUGGUUGACUUGAAGCAACAUGUUGACCUUCUGAGGGGUCUUCGCACUGAAAGCGUACCUUCCUACAUUGCUUCUCGCAUGGACUCCAAGCUACAAGCGUUGCGUGAUUCCCAAACAUCAGCUAAUCUCGAGCUCCAACAGCUAAGAGCCCACAGCGAUCAACUUAGGAUGAAUGUUGGCAAGAGAAUACAAGCCCAGGUUAACCUACGUCGGGAUUUAGAAUCGAGUCGAGCAGAAAUAGCUCGCUUAGAGGAGGAACUUGCAAUGGCCAAGGAUGCUCAUGAUGUCUUGGAGUCCGAGUUGAAGCGGGAAAUUCACACUGAAGGCAACUUAUUACAGCAACUGAACCUUCAAGACCAAAUGAUUGCUGAAAAGGAACAAGAGGUCGCCGCGCUUCACAACGUUGACGAAGAAGCCUUUAAAAUCAAAUUGGCAGCUGAGCUUGAACAGGCUCGUGCGUUAGAGCUGUCAAAACUUGAAAAUCAGAUUAGUCAGUAUAAACUUUUGUAAU